This is a messenger RNA of Closterium sp. Naga37s-1, 155 nucleotides long. The record is from the annotation of a GenBank genome assembly. NCBI's taxonomy places the organism in Eukaryota, Viridiplantae, Streptophyta, Zygnematophyceae, Desmidiales, Closteriaceae.
CAGGCACGUGUGGGGGGGUGAAGGGCGGGAGGGAGGUAGACCAGCCGGUGGUGCUGCAGUUUGGCAAGGUGGGCAGAGACGCCUUCACCAUGGACUACCGCUACCCGCUCUCCACCUUCCAGGUGUGUAAGGGGAAGAGGAGUGAUACUGGGUAG